AUACAUAUUACGAAUUUCAAAUUGCCCCCUCUCGUGCUUCCUUUCCUCAUUUAGGUUUUCGCUCUCUCCCUCCUGCUAGUCGCCGAAAUCGCCAUGGCUCCCGCCUCCUGCCCGCCGACGGCGACGCCGCUGGCUGCAUCCUCGUCCCCGAUAGACUCGCCAUCGCUCAAGGCAGCCAUCGCAAUGGCUCUCAUCCAGUACAAACGCCUCCCCUCGACAACCGCCGCCGCCGCCGCCGCGGGCACCACCUCCCCGCCUCUUAUCCACUGGAAGCGCAAGGCCAAGGAGCGGAAGCGCGAGAUUCUCCGCCUCCGCGAAGAGCUCAAGCUCCUCCAAGAUGGGGUGCGCGGGGAGGCGAUGGAGCCGCCAGUUGCAUCAUGCCGCUGCCACUUCUUCGACGGGUGCAGCGACCUGCAGCCGCUGCCGCCAACGGGUGGAGGGGAGCAUUGGGUCGACGAGGUGCUGCGGAGGAGGUUCCUCAGAUUGGCGCGGUGGAAGGAGAAGCGACGGAGGCUGGAUCGAUCUCUUCCGGUCACUAGUUUGAUGGAGAUCAAUAGCGAGGAUGAGAUACAACAGCUUAGCUUGUCGACUGAUUUCCUGGUGGAGCUAUCAGAUGGGAUAUUUGCAAAAAGAGAACCAUGCUCCACAUUUGCUACAUUCUCUCACCAAGCAGUAGACUUCAUUUUGGCUUUACUGAGGAACAUUCUAUCGUCGAAAAGGGAAAAGCAACUGGUUGAGGAGAUAAUUGAUGGUUUAGUGGCACGUUUGAUGAAAAGGAUGUGCACCAUUCCUGAAACUUCCGGACCAGUUGACUGCUCAGAUGCCCAAUUCAAUGUGCAGCACUUGUUCCGCAAAUUAGGAAAUGAAGAAUUCGUUGGUCAGCGGAUAAUCCUUGCAGUUUCUCAAAAGAUCUCAAAUGUAUCAGAAAGCUUGCUUCUCAUAGAUCCGUUUGAUGAUUCCUUCCCUGAUAUGAAUGACAAUAUGUUCAUUAUGAUUCAAUUAAUCGAGUUCCUCAUAUCUGAUCACAUGAAAAAUUGGCUAUGUUGCGAGCAAUUUGACAAAAAAAUAUUUGAAGAAUGGGUCAGAUCUAUUCUGAAGGCACGCAAGGACCUGGAAAUCCUAGAAAACAGAAAUGCGCUGUAUGUGGUGUACAUUGAGCGAGUGGUCGGAAGGUUGGCGAGAGAGGUGGCUUCUGCUGCUCACCAGGGGAAGCUGGACCUGGAUGUCUUUUCCAAACUUCUGUGCUGAUCACUUCCAGCCUCAGACUUGAAAAUGUAUUACUCACAAGUUACUUGACUGACCUUUUUCCAGUUCGUUUUUACUCCAGAAAUUUGCUAAUAAAUCUAUUGUUUUGCUGUUCCA
This is a messenger RNA of Hordeum vulgare subsp. vulgare (domesticated barley), 1362 nucleotides long. Its product is annotated as protein MULTIPOLAR SPINDLE 1. The record is from RefSeq and is a predicted model, not a curated record. NCBI's taxonomy places the organism in Eukaryota, Viridiplantae, Streptophyta, Magnoliopsida, Poales, Poaceae. Bases 94 to 1248 code for a protein of 384 amino acids. Gene Ontology annotation, biological process: meiotic DNA double-strand break formation; meiotic spindle organization. The transcript has 10 exons.